Messenger RNA from Linepithema humile (Argentine ant), 5114 nucleotides. RefSeq names its product Extracellular sulfatase Sulf1 (gene Sulf1). Gene Ontology annotation, molecular function: N-acetylglucosamine-6-sulfatase activity; glycosaminoglycan binding. NCBI's taxonomy places the organism in Eukaryota, Metazoa, Arthropoda, Insecta, Hymenoptera, Formicidae. The record is from RefSeq and is a predicted model, not a curated record.
CGAGAGGAGGGCAUCGCGGAAAGAUGCACUUGGCGUGCCGCAGGACUCAUAAGGCCGAGAUCGGCGCGCAGUUUUCUGGCUCGCGCGCAGGGGGAGAGCAGCUGUUUCCAGGCUGGACGGUGCGGCGGCCACAGAACGUCGGGGACUUCAGUCUGAUCGCGACCGUCGUGUUGCGAGGUUGUGUCACGGGAACCGGUUUGUUCGUGUUUCGAGAAACCGCCUCGUCGCCACGUGCAUUCGUUCGUUCAACUACAAUCGCCCCGGCUCUGUGUGGUCGAACUUUUGCCGCCGGUUCGGGUUACGAGAAGACGCGCCGUCGAUUAAAUUUCACCGUCAGGAAGCGGCGUUCGCCGAUGAAAGUCCGAUAUCGUCGGCUGGACCUUCCUUGCGUAUAGUCACAAUCAUGGUAUGACACACUAGAUUGAGGUAGCCAGUCUAUAAACGACCACCAGCCGCCGCCGCCGCCGCCGCCAUGAGCAAGCUAUUUCAAUUUCUGGCUCUCCUCCUGUGUGUCAAUGCCAGACGGACGGACGGAGACAGACCUGCGGAUGACGCGUACGCCGGUCAGCAGCGUCGCGGCGCCCUUCACAAGUCGAAUUACAACAGCAAUAAUAAUUACAAUCACCAGUCGAACUCACCCUAUCUGCCGUAUCAGCAGCCCCGAGAGAGAAAGCCCAACAUCGUGUUGAUUCUGACGGACGAUCAAGACGUCGAGCUCGGUUCGCUGAACUUCAUGCCGCGGACCCUAAGGCGAAUAAGGAAUGAGGGUGCCGAGCUAAGACACGCGUACGUGACCACUCCCAUGUGUUGCCCGAGUAGGAGCUCCUUACUGACCGGUCGUUACGUUCACAAUCACGAGGUCUUCACGAACAACGACAACUGCAGCAGUCCCCAGUGGCAACGGGAUCAUGAGCCUCACUCCUUCGCCGCUUACUUGAGCAACGCGGGAUAUCGGACAGGUUACUUCGGCAAGUAUUUGAACAAAUACAACGGCUCGUAUAUACCGCCGGGAUGGCGGGAAUGGGGCGGCCUUAUAAUGAACUCCCGCUACUACAACUACAGCGUCAACAUGAACGGCAAGAAGAUAAAGCACGGCUUCGAGUACAGCCGGGACUAUUAUCCGGACCUGAUAGCUAACGACAGCGUGGCUUUCCUCAGGCAGAGCAAACACAAUUUCGCCCGGAAGCCGGUGAUGUUGGUCGCGAGUUUUCCGGCGCCGCACGGCCCAGAGGACUCAGCGCCGCAAUUCUCACAUCUCUUCUUCAAUGUCACCACUCAUCACACACCGGCAUACGAUUACGCGCCGAAUCCCGAUAAACAAUGGAUACUGCAAGUUACGCAGAAGAUGCAACCUAUUCACAAACAGUUCACAGAUCUAUUAAUGACGAAACGACUGCAAACUCUACAGAGCGUCGAUGCUGCUGUAGACAGAAUUUAUCAAGAAUUGAAAGAUUUGGGUGAACUGGAUAACACGUAUAUUAUUUAUACGUCCGAUCACGGAUAUCACUUGGGGCAAUUCGGGCUUAUCAAAGGCAAGAGCUUUCCGUUCGAGUUCGACGUGAGGGUGCCAUUCCUUAUUAGAGGUCCUGGCAUCGAACCUGGAUCCGUAGUAGACGACAUAGUUUUGAACAUCGAUCUGGCGCCGACGUUCCUGGAUAUCGCCGGCGUCGAGACGCCGUCGCAGAUGGACGGUCGCUCUUUCAAGAAACUCUUUCUCAACAGCAAGCACGGCAGAAGGUCGAAGUUCAAGUGGCCUGAUACAUUCCUGAUCGAGUCCUCUGGACGUCGCGAAAUUCCGGAAUCUAUCGCUGAGUCGAAAGUGCGAGAAGCUAGGAGGCAAAAUACUACACAGGCUAAGCAGUCGCCAAGCUCGACACCGGAAGAGGAGGACGACGAUAUCACCGAUACGGACUCCGACGUUGAAGUGGAGCAUCGAUUUACAGAAAACGAUACCGGAAGCGACCAGGAUAUUUCAGACGACGAAGAGUUCGAAGAUUCAAUUAUCGACGAAACAAGCUCGGAUCCGCAUCUCGACAAUAGGGUGCAUCCGGUGCACACGCCCUACGCGACGAAACACGAGCGUCUCGCGGCGGAGUGCUCGCGACCGGAAGCACAGGCUGAUUGUCUUCCCGGACAGAAGUGGCGAUGCGAGAGGGAUGGACACCGGUGGCGACGGCACAAGUGCAGGUACGCGGCACCCCUGCCGCCGCAAAGAGUGUCGAAGAAGUGCGCUUGUUUCACGCCCAACGGCGUGAUCUAUACGAGGCUUGAAUCUAACGAUUAUGACAAGCAGAGAUACGGUUUCUCGAGAGACCGUCGAAUGGAUCCUUACAGCGAUAUGACGGGAUACUUCACCAAGCGAGGCAAGCGAGAAGUAUCAGACGGUACCAUAUCAAGCAAGAAAAAUAACGAGGACUUGUACGAUGAUUUUAAUUUCGGAGAUGAACGCGAUAGGCGUGCUAUUGAUGAGGAAGACGACGAGGACUUUCUUCAAGAGUUAGAUAUGCUCGCGCGGGAAGUGAAGCUGGACCACAAGAGUGUACGAUCAUCUAGAAAUAACAAUCGAUCAAGAGUUGCGGACAUUUAUGAUGCUGACAAACAAGAUAAAAUCAACUACUUGGAUUACGACUAUUUGCUAUACGACUUCGAUCUCACUCUAGAUAAAGUUGUAAAAGGUCGACUUAAUGUGAACGACGUAAUAAAAAGGCACCGUAGGGUGCGGAGGAGUGUCACGAAGAAAGACCCUAUAGAACAUGUCACAAAGAUUAUGGAAAGUAUAGAGGAAGAACUGGAUGACUUAAAGCAAACACGAGAUCGUCAAUCAUCCGAAGUAGAAAAAGCGUUAUCGCCGAAGUGCUUGGUUUUACCGGAAGGGGGUGUAAAUUGCACUGAAAUUGUGUAUCAAGAUCCUAACGAGUGGCGAAUCUCGAGACGAGAGAUCGAGCAGCAGAUCCGGGAUAUGCGAAUGCAGCUGGAAACGUUGAAAGAGAUUCGCCGGCAUUUAAUGAUCAAACGUCCACAUUUCAUCCCGGAUAAUGAGGAGAAACUCGCUGACGCAGAAGAAUCUCGCGGCUCGCAUAAAACUCAUCAUCCUCCAAAAAAUCAUGCGAGUCGUCAUCAUAAAAAACACGAUAAGAUUGCUCAUACCACUACAGAUCGUAUCACGAGCUCGACGACGGAGUCUGCUGCGAAAAUUAGUACAAUUCUAGGUGACGAUAAAGUUUCAAUUUCAACGGAGAGGAAAUUCAAUAAAUACAGUACAACCACUGAAACUUCUACCACGGAAACUGUCACUGAGACGCCGAUAACGACAAUCUUUACGACGAUUAAGCCGAGGAAAUCGCCCCGUCGCCAGAAAAAUAAGGAAACUUCUACGAACAGAACGGAAAUCGACGAGGAUAAGCCACAGAGGCGCAGAAAAGUGCAUCACCAUCGCAAAAAUAAUACGCUGCUUACGAACAGCGUACACGACAAUGCUCCGCGUGUGACGCUUAUUAUGAAUACAACUGAUAGCAGCGAUGCUACAUCGUCUACGCAAGAUUCUACGACUGGUGAGAGAUACAAUUACAAUCAGCACAAAUUUACGACUGCGACCAAUACAAUCGUAGAAGGAAGUACAACGCGACAAAGAAUCGCUGAUGUAUUCAGAAGUACUAACGAUUUCAACGAAGAUCAUACUACGGAAUCGGUCACAGUUACCGAAACGACUAUGGCAAUGACUUCGCACAUAACGGAAGUGCCAGGAACCAACUCGGCUAUCAGUCAAGAUGCGAGCGUUGAUCGAUCUCGAAGUAUGUCUACGACACCAACGACUACGACAUCGCCGAUGAAAAGAUAUCCUAAGGUACAAAAGAACAGAACGUCGGGACUUCUCGGACCAGCCAGGAUUGACGUUACCAUUCUUGAAGCUCCCGACAGGAAACACAAACAAGGUAUCACGACGACUACUAAUAACGGUCGCCUGCCGCCGUUGUCGAACAAUCCGUUAGAAGCGCGACAUAAAUGUUACUGCGAAUCGGAUACGAAGAAGGAUGAGAAAGAGAUCGCUAGAGAGGAGAGACGGCGAUUGAAGGAGGAGCGCUUGAAGAAGAAAGAGCGAAAGCUCAGAAAGAAAGCCAAGCUGGAAAAGGAGUGUCUAACGGAGAAAAUGAACUGCUUCGAGCACGAUAACGAUCACUGGCGCACCGCACCUCUGUGGAAUGCGGGACCAUUCUGCUUUUGCAUGAAUGCUAAUAAUAACACGUAUUCGUGCAUACGCACAAUUAACGUGACGCACAAUUUUCUUUAUUGCGAGUUUACUACGGGAUUAGUGACGUAUUAUAAUUUAAGAAUCGAUCCAUUUGAACAAUGGAAUAGAGUGUCAUCUUUGACACCCACUGAAAGAUCUUAUCUACAUGACCAAUUAGAGCACUUGAAGGGAUGUAAAGGUACAUGGGAUUGUACAGUCGGUAGCGCAAGAGAGGCUAUGCCACAACUCCAGCAACAUCAACGAUAUAUCUCGAAAAGAAAAUAUAACGAUGCGUUCGCAGAUGAUACAUUUGUACCUUCAGCGUUACAAAUUAUACAUGAAAGCGAACUUGGUAGCCCACCCAACAAAAGACGGAAGAAGUUACAGAAUUGGAAUAGGCGCAGCAGAAGCUGGCAAAGUAGCUUCCGACAUCAUCAAGAUUCAAUAAAUCCCCGACGUCAUAAUUAUAGACAUCAAUACUGAUUAAUGUAUCUUUUUUUAUACGCUUCAACAACCGCGUGACAAAUUGCCUUAGGUAUACAUUGAUUUCAUAAUGCAUUUAGUAGCCUAAUUUAUUUAGUAAUAAAUAACGAAGAUUACGGUGAUAUUUAAAUUAAUAAUUUUUCAAUUCUAUUAGAUUUUUAUCAUCCAAAUUACGCACGUUUUCCAUGUAACAUUUUAUAGCGACUGAAAAAUUUAAUUGUAGGAUUUUCAUGUGCACUAUGUGUGGAGCACGUUUAAAAAAAUUUAUAGCUGUAAGUUUUAUUUAAUUUAGACUAUCAAUGGUCAAAAGACACAACUAGGUGAUGUCAUUCUAUUUUAUAUACAUAUAGUUCUUAUUCUUUUUUAAUUUAUUUAAUUUUUUUAAUUUUGAAAAUAUGUAGUA